UUGUGAGAAAGAAGAAAAUGAACCGGUGAAAUGUGAAGAGACAACAACAAUCUUUCUUUGUACUAUCUUGUAACUUGGGUUUGUUGAAGUGAUCUGAAAUGGUGAAUGCAUCACUCUUAUCUCCGGCAACCCCACACUUCUUCCAGCCGCUUCUUUCCCAUUCCAAGAGUCACCUGAAUAUUCCUGCCAAGUUCUUCUCCGGACACAUUGAGGGAAAACAGGAGGGCAAGACGGUAACGUUGAGAUCUGAUGCCUCGGAGAAAACAUGGAAAGUGGAGAUGAAAGGCCAAAGACUCACUCAAGGUUGGAAGGAGUUCGUUGAGGCACAUGCUCUUCGAGUCGGUGACUUUGUCGUCUUUAGACUCGAACGAGACAUGCUGUUCAAUGUCACUGCUUUAGGAUCCAGCUACUGUGAGAUCCAAUACACACCCUCUGGUAGUCGCCGCCAAGAAGAGGAAGAAGAGAGUGUUGGAACAGAAAAAGAAGUUGAGAAGAAUCUGACAAGGUUUGUGACUUUAACUCCUACGUCAAGCAGUUUUGAGACCGGUAAACAGCAUUUACCAGCAAAUUUCACGAGAGGGAACGGACUCAUCAAGCCGGGGAAAAUAAUUAUGGUAGAUAAAAAGGGUGAUGAGUGGGUAAUGGAGCUUAAGGUUGGAAAAACAAACGUAUCUAUUAUGUACAUGUACAUUAUGAGUCGUAAUGGCUGGAGAAUCUUCUGUGACGUGAAUGAAGUAAGAGCAGGGGAGUCUCUAACUUUGGAGUUGAUCAGAGGAGGCGAAAGUCCUAUGCUCAAGUUCUGCUCCGAGAUGGAGCAGGCACCAUUUGAAGCAGAGGCUUGUGCUCACAAACGAGCUAAAUGGAGUCAGGAAAUAAGGGAGAAAACAACUGAAGAAGGAGAACCCUCUCAUCGCGCUAGGGCAUCUAACAAAACCAAUGCAAAUCAAGAAAACUUACAGAACAAGCAACCUUGCUCUGUCUCAGAUCUGUUGACUGAGGUGAAACAUAGCGUUGUAAGUACUUUAACUAGUAUCAGACAGUGUCGUGAAGAGCUAAAGACAAAAGAACAAGAACUAGAAGAUUCAUUGCAGGAAAUCAACAACUUAGAGAGGAAAAUACAAAGGAAUAAAACAACAUCCUCAAGUAAUAACUAAGUUUAAAUGUGGAGUUGAAGAUCAUCCAGACUUUUGUAAACUCUGUUUUAUUUGAAGUAUUUGUUUCAAAAAAGAUUUUCUCAGACUUUUAGUGCUGGAGAAUUAGAUUGUAGUUACCUAGUCCAUUAGUUUGGCUCUUGUUUCCACCGUUUAGUCCCACUGAUCUAUUAUGCUAA
Molecule: messenger RNA, 1330 nt
Organism: Brassica oleracea var. oleracea
Lineage: Eukaryota; Viridiplantae; Streptophyta; Magnoliopsida; Brassicales; Brassicaceae
Product: B3 domain-containing protein REM5-like
Exons: 6
Coding region: 99-1154 (351 amino acids)
Molecular function (GO): DNA binding
Source: RefSeq, a predicted model, not a curated record